AUGCACUUCUCACUGAGGAGGCGGGAAACCGAGCUGUCCGUCCGCCAUGGCGACGUGGAGAAGCAACCAGAAGCAGCCAUGCGUUGGCUAGGCCUCUGGCUGGACAGGAAGUUGACAUUCAAGACACAUGUCGAGAAUUGGCCAGCCAAGGCCCAGGCGGUCGCCCACCACCUCCGAAGCCUAGGAAACACACGGCGCGGCCCCAAGCCGAGCGCCGUGCAGAGGGCAGUCAGAGCCUGUGUCGAGCCGAUACUGCUCUUCGGCGUAGAAGCGUGGUAUCCAGGUACAACGUCGCCACGCUGGAGACGACCAUCAAAGGAAGGACCGUCCAGAGUCCAGCAGCUUGCGCGGAAAAUGAGCAAGGCUCUCAAGCAGGCCAUCCGAGCCAUUCUCCCAACCUGGAAGACCACACCGAUCGCUGUCUUGCACCGAGAGAGCGGCAUACCCCCCGUCCACCAACUUCUGGAGGCAAGACGUCUUCGCUUCUCUGCUCGCAUCAAAUCACUGGACUAUGCACACCCUCUGGCCAAACGCACCGCCGAGGCAGCGCCACGGCCUAUCAUCAAGUGUAUCAAGUUGAAGUACCAGCUCCCGCCAAAGACCUUUCCAACCAGGUUGAGGAGGACGAACAGACUGCUUGGUAAUUGCCAACGCCCCGUACUCAUCCCGCGUAAAUACAGCCACGAACCACAGCAGCCUCUCCAAACUGCAUCCAAAGAAGAGUCCGCCAAAGACUUCGAUCGAUGGCUUCAAACGAUCCCGGCGCUUAGUCUUGUCGUGUACUCUGACGGCUCUCUGUCCCCCAGCGGUGCCGCCGGAUACGGCUAUGCUGUUCAUCAAAACAGACGCUCUGUUUGCCAAGGCGCAGGACGCCUCGGCCCUGCGGAGGUGUUCGACGCUGAGGCUAAAGGAGCGCUGGAGGGCUUCAAAGCCGCCCUUCGGCUUCCCCAGUCUGCCACACAACGAAUAGUGGUAUGCUUCGACAACAUCGCAGCUGCCGCAUGUCUCCGAGGCAAACCCUCCGACUCGUCGCAGAGGGUCUUCUUGACAUUUCAGGCCCUAGCAAAGACACACCGAAAGACUGAAGUCCGCUGGAUACCCGGACACACGGAGAUUCCAGGAAACGCGCGGUCUGCUUUUGGCAGAAUAAUGUGGCUUUUAUCGAUGCUCUUCCAUCUCGCCCAGAAUUUUGAUAUCGUGCUCUGCGCCCUCAUGGCGCACGGAUGGGCGAAGAGAAAUAUAAACCGCUACCACCCGGACUAUCGUGAUAUCACUAUUUCCCAACCAAACCUGUUAGCCCUUCCCGUCGAUGGUGACGUGUCUGAUCAGGUGCUGAAUAUCGAGGAAUCUGAGGAGAUGAAGGACAAGGAACCGGGGAGGCAAGGAGAUAGCAGGGCUUGUGGGGAAGGGGACGAACGGGGUAUUGAUGCGGAUUUCCCUGGCCCGUCUCAAGAAACUGUGGUACCUAACCACGACAUUCGCCAGACCGAGGCAGAGCUUUUGGAAGAGGCUUUUCAUAGGAGGGGCAAACCUACCGCUCAAGCGCCGGAAAUUAGGCAAACUCCCAUUGAUGAGUUGGGCAGAAAACACCGCCUGUUUGCUAUGUGUUUCCCUACAUUGUUUCCAGCACUCCUGAAAUCUCAUGAUGGAAGAUUCGGUGCUCACCCCCGCUUUCGGUUCUUAGUCUUCAACAUGCUCAUGAGAAAGAAAGCUCAAGAGGCCUCUGGUUUCUGGGUAAAGAAACGCCCGGAUCUCUUGGGCCUGUCACUGGACGAGUUGAAGGAGUUACUAGGCGAGGAGAGUACUCUGCUCAAGAACAUCGUUCGUUCAGGGGCCGCUUUGACUGGGACGCGCCCUUAUUGGAGGCAGAAAGAAAACGCUCUCAAGGCAACAGCCCGUUAUUUCGGAACUACGGGGACUGUUUUCUGCACGUGGAGUUGUGCUGACCACCAAUGGGAUGACCUCCACAGGCACUUACCCCGCUAUGUGCAAUGGAGGGAUGGCACGGAUGAGGAUCGCCGGAAGAUCGCCUGGGAGAACGUACAACGAUUCCCUCACAUUAUAGCCGCUUGGCUCGAUAUUCGGUUCAAAGCAUUCUUGAAAUAUGCUAUGACAAGCUUUCUGGGGUUAGAUGACUAUUGGUUUCGAUAUGAGUGGCAAGCUCGUGGAACAGGACACAUCCAUUGUAUCAUCUGGAUGAGGGAUUCGCCCGCCAUGGGUGCCAGGACGCCAGAGCAACGGGAGGCUUUUGCACAGUACUGGAAUAAGAAAGUUACGGCCGUCAAUCCAAACAGUACGAGGCUGCCGGAUGCCAGGAAUCCGGCUUCUUUGCCCUUCAUUCAUAUCUGCAAUACCGAUGAACAGGUGGCAGUCUUCAUGAAUCGCUUUCAAAUGCACGCCAGAUGUGCCCCUGGAAGGUGCCUGCGCAAAGACAAGACCACGAAUGUCGUGGAAUGCCGGUUUUUCUUUCCUCGGGAGCUUCAAGAACGUGCUCUGGUCACAAAGAGUAUCAACAAAAAGAGUUGGAUGUUCGGUGUGGAACGCAAUGUGGAACGCCUUGCCCAGUGCUCGCCGGUGAUGGCCCUUGGGUGGCUAGCAAACACGGAUCUGCAACCGGCGGUUACAUAUAAGGGGCUGAUCCUCUAUGUUGCCAAGUAUGUGUCGAAGCCAGAAAUCAGAUCUGCCUCAUAUCAAGAGUUGCAGGAGCAGAUUCUGCCAUAUGUCAGUGAUCGUCGUCCAAUUGCUUCCUUUGCGGCGAGGCUGCUCAAUAAGCUUAUUGGGGAACGUGAUUGGUCUGCCCAAGAGAUUUCCCAUAUCUUACUCAAGAUUCCUCAGCAGAAGUCGACAAGGCUAUGCAUGGUUUUGGAUUGUCGUCCUGACCACGCUCAAGAUCGCCAUAUCCAAUUUGAUGUUGGUGGGGCAGGGGAAGAUAUGGCGGUGAAAGAAGGGCUUUCGGCAUACAAGCGCUAUAAAAUGCGGGUUGAGCAUGCCAGUGGUGGAGAGCACUUGAGAGAUGUAAGUCUGAUCGAUUGGCUGCAGCACUACGAUGCAAACAAGUUUCAACGCCUCUCUAAAGGCAAACCGCGGACUGUGACGUUCUUUCCUCGCUACAAGUCAAACCCGACCGAUGAUGAGUAUGAGGACUACUGUCGAGUGAAGAUGAUGUUGUCUCAUCCAUUCGAAAAGGUAGAAGAUGUUCUGGAAGUGAAUGGAUUCCAAGCCGAGACCUUUCAAGAAGCAUAUGAACUCUGCUGCGAUAACCACAACCAUGGGGAUGACCUUUACGAUGAGUUGGAUGUCGACGAUGAUGACACAGAGUUCGACGCCGAUGAGGAAUUCGAAGACGUUAACCCAUCCCAGCCCACGCCUCCUGCGUCGCUUGCAGACUUCGAAACCUACGGGCUUGCGCACCCGGGAAACGACCUGACGCGAGUUGAAGAUGGUGAUAACUUGGGAGAACGCGACUCUGAUCGGCAAUACGACUGGAGCCGUCACGUAGGCAAGUAUAACAUUAACCCGUUGUUUUGGGAUGUUACGAAGCGUGCAUUUCCUGCGGAGCAAAUUCUCCCCUCUUUGAAUUGUGUAGACAACCGCGAGCAACGCACGGUUUACAGCCUGAUCGUCGAUCAUUACACCGAUUUUCUUGCUGGGAGGAACCCUCCCCAGUUGAGGGUCAACCUUGAUGGUGUCGCAGGAACAGGCAAGACAUACAUGCUUUUACAGGCAAGUAAGAAACUGGAAGAUAUGGCGACUAUUGCAGGAGUGAGAGACCCUGUUUUGCGGGCUGCUCCGACGGGGAUCGCUGCCCACAAUUUCCACGGCCGCACGCUGCAUAGCCUAUUUAAGGUUCCUGUCAAAAUCCCCGCACAGGGGCUUUCUCAGAAACUCUCGAGAUCGAACCUGUGUUCUUUGCAGGCUGUCUUCAAACAUUGCAAAUACCUUAUUAUUGAUGAGAAGUCUAUGAUUGGCAUUAAAUUCCUAGGCCUUCUGGAUCGCCGUCUCAGAGAAAUCUUCCCAGCCCGUCAGGAUGAGAUGUAUGCCGGCAUCAACAUUUUUGUCUGUGGCGAUUUCCACCAACUCCCUCCUAUUGGAGCUACUCAAGCAUAUCGAGCACCGGAUACAACAGUCCGGUUAACACAGUUGAUGCGGCAAGAUGGCGAUGACAACGAGACGCUUCAGUUCCGCCGCGCGCUCGAAGAGUUGCGGGUUCACCAAGUAUCCCAGCAAAGUUGGCAGCUUUUGAGUACCCGAGUACAGAAUGAACUAACCUCUAAUGAGGUAGAAUCCUUUAAGGAUGCACUGCGUCUUUACUUCCGCCGAGAGGAGGUUCGUGUGCACAACCACCAGCGCCUCCGCGACUGCAAACAGCCUAUCCUUAAAAUCAAGUCUACGCAUACGGGCCAAGGCGCGGAGAGCGCAAACGAUGACGAGGCAGAUGGGUUGGAUCCUCAUCUUUGCAUCUGUCUAGGGGCAAGGGUUAUGUUAACAGAAAAUAUCUGGGUUGAGAAUGGCUUGGUGAACGGGUCUAUGGGGACGGUGAGGGAUAUCGUCUGGAGAGAGGGUCAAGAUCCUACCAAGGAUAUGCCAACUGCAAUUAUGGUAAAGGUCGAUGAUUACGCCGGGCCUAAGUUCCCGGGCACCGACUGCAUUCCCAUCUUCCCUGUCACCAGGCGAUUCGAAUACAAAAAACGUGACUGUUCGCGCACUAACUUCCCCCUUCGCCCUGCGUACGCUAUCACGGUGCACAAAGCACAAGGAUUGACGCUGAAACAAGUGGUCUUGAACCUGGAGCGGAAGGACCAUGCGCCAGGAUUGUCAUACGUUGCCAUAUCUCGAGUUAAGAAACUUUCUUCCAUCAUGUUUGAGACGCCGUUCGAUCUAAGUCGAUUCACAACCAAAGCUGGCACGAAGAGAAAGACGCUAAUGACCCUCAACGCAACCCAGAACGGACGAAGCGAUAAGAUGGUAUUAGACGCCGAAGUCAUGGGACAUCGCGUUCGCAUACUUGUGGACAGUGGCGCGAUGGGCAACUAUAUCUCACCCAGAGUUGUUAAUCGUUACCAACUACCGUGGAAACACAAAGAGGCACCAUACGAGUUAACUGAUAUCGAAGGAAAACUUUUUGCCUAUAAUGACGGAAUCAUUAACCAAGAGACUGAUCAUCUCGAAGUACAGAUUCAAGGUCAUUCAGAAGUGAUUCAACUCGAUGUCAUGGACGUAUCGGAACACGACCUAGUGUUAGGGUACCCAUGGUUAUGGGAGAGUAACCCACUGAUCAACUGGAGGACAGGCCAACUGAAGUGGAACGAGACUUCAGGCCAACAGAAUCAGCAGAAUUCGGAAGAGAGAACGAAAUUUCGUCAUAACUUAGCUCACGAGCAGAGUUCUGAAGAAAAAGAACCUUCAAGCAAGUUAUCUAAGGACCAACGACAACAAACAAGCGGCAGAAAAGUAGUCAAAACAAUUGGAUCCACCGUAACGACCUCGACGGCGCUACAAACCGGAAUACGAACAACAAUAAGUAACAAAAAGACAAAAGCCAAGAUCCGAAAGGUUAUUGCCACCUUAAGGAAAGACCUCGCAAACACAAAUAAGAAACUCGAAGAAGAGAAGAAAAACAAGAAUGACAACAACGACAAAAGCCCAAUAACAAAAGAAGAAAGACUCAAGAAUAUCCCUAAGGAAUACCGGAAAUACGAAAAAUUAUUCGCAGAAGAAUUGGAAACCGGAUUACCAGAACACAGUCAAUGGGAUCAUCAGAUUGAACUAAUAAAUGGAAAAUCGACGACAUUCCAUAAAAUUUACAACUUGAACGCAAAAGAACUCGAAGCGCUACGAGAAUACAUCGACGAGAUGUUAGCAAAAGGCUACAUCAGAGCAUCCACAUCAGAAGCUGGAUACCCAGUUAUGCUCUAUGCCGACCCCUGA
Messenger RNA from Metarhizium robertsii ARSEF 23, 5928 nucleotides. RefSeq names its product ATP-dependent DNA helicase PIF1. Bases 1 to 5928 code for a protein of 1975 amino acids. Lineage: Eukaryota; Fungi; Ascomycota; Sordariomycetes; Hypocreales; Clavicipitaceae. The record is from RefSeq and is a predicted model, not a curated record. Gene Ontology annotation, molecular function: DNA helicase activity; nucleic acid binding. Gene Ontology annotation, biological process: telomere maintenance; DNA repair. The transcript has 7 exons.